AUGUUAGUUACUUUCACCCUGCUCGGACCGCUCCUGUCGCUAGUAAGUGGCAUGAUCCAUGGCAAACGGCAAUAUGAGAGACGACCAAUCAUCUUAGAAAAAUCCGGUGGAUUCACUACAGGAGGAAGAAUCAUCGAAAGCCCAAUCUUCCCAAAUCAGACCCUCUCCUGUGACCAUGGGUAUAUGGAAUACUUCAUCCCAUGGAGGUCUCGGAAAACAAGUCUCGUCAUGUGGCACAGUUCCACCACGCAAGUAUGGCAGAACCGUUGGGACGGUGGCGAAGGCUACAAGGACAUGUUCUUACGCCGCGGCUACCCCGUCUACCUCUGGGACGGGCCUCGGGUUGGUCGGGCUAACUGGGCUUGCGAGCCGUACCGCUAUACGCCAUUGUAUCAAGACAAAGGCAAUUUCGUAGCUUGGAACUUCGGGCCCUCCUACCCUAACUUUUGGCCGGGGGUCCAGUUUCCAACUAAGGACGAAGAGGCAUGGCAUCAAGCAACAAGCUCUCGUUACCUCGAGUUCGACUCGAACGCAAAUAUACAUCUACAGUCACAAGCCGCGGCCGUCGCAGCAGACUCGGGCAAAGUUGGUGACAGCAUCGUGUACCUCACCAACUCAGCAGCCGGUCUACGUGCUCAGAUGACAGUUGCAAAAAGCAACUUGACAAAUAUCAAGGGCAUAGUCGCCUACGAAAGCUAUGGUUGCGUAUUUCCCGACAACGUCAACAUUACAGCUGGCGAGCCUUUCGGACCGAUGGUUGUGCCCCUCGAAGACUUCAAGAAGCUGGCAAAGCUCGAGGCUAUUCAGUUCGUAUGGGGAGACCAUAGGAAAGAAGCAUUUCCUUUUCUUCAGCAAACGAGGCGGGCAGCCAAGCUCAUCAACCUUUAUGGUGGAAAUGCCAAGGUCUUCCUCCUACCCAAAGAUGGGGGACUUAGUGGAAAUACCCAUAUCGCGUUUGCGGAUAUGAACAACGACGAAGUGGCCGAUCUUCUAGAUGAUUUUCUCGAAGAGCAUGAUCUCGACGCUUACCAAGAUAAGACCGAAAGUGUCAGCAAUGUGAUUCAAGAGUAA
This is a messenger RNA of Daldinia childiae, 1071 nucleotides long. RefSeq lists its product as uncharacterized. The transcript has a single exon. The record is from RefSeq and is a predicted model, not a curated record. Lineage: Eukaryota; Fungi; Ascomycota; Sordariomycetes; Xylariales; Hypoxylaceae. Bases 1 to 1071 code for a protein of 356 amino acids.